Xiphophorus couchianus (Monterrey platyfish) is the source of this 3860-nucleotide messenger RNA. RefSeq names its product LIM domain binding 1a (gene ldb1a). The transcript is spliced from 12 exons. NCBI's taxonomy places the organism in Eukaryota, Metazoa, Chordata, Actinopteri, Cyprinodontiformes, Poeciliidae. The coding region runs from base 397 to 1452 and encodes 351 amino acids. The record is from RefSeq and is a predicted model, not a curated record.
GAUGAGAGGAGAGGAGAAGUGGAUCUGGCUGCUGCCUCUGCGUCAUAUUCAUACCAGUGCAGCUGAAAGCCUCCCCUGACCCCCUCCACCUCACCAACACACACAUCCACCUCCUCCUCUUUCUUCCUUUCCUUCUCAUCAUCCACUUUGCACACUGCCAGAUCCCCCUCAACCACCACCACCAGCGUCUCUCCAUUUGUGUUUGCUAUCUGCACCUGGUUAUCACAGCACUCCGUCUCUCUCGACUGGACCUGCUGCGUUGGUGACCUGAGAGGACUUUCAUCAAGCAAGUGAGGGAGAGGAGAAGAGAGGAGAAGACAAAGAGUUAGCCCAUGCGAGCGGCGUGUGGACUGAGUGCAGCUGUUUCGUUCAGAGAGGAGCCCAACAUGUGAGAAGAUGUCUGUUGGAGGCUGUGCUUGUCCCGGCUGUUCGUCAAAAUCAUUCAAACUGUACUCUCCUAAGGAACCCCCCAACGGUGGCAGCUUUCCCCCCUUCCACCCAGGCGCUAUGCUGGACAGAGAUGUGGGGCCUACACCUAUGUACCCACCGUCAUACAUGGAGCCUGGAAUGGGGAGACCCACACCGUAUGGGAACCAGACAGAUUACCGGAUAUAUGAGCUAAACAAAAGAUUACAGAAUUGGACAGAGGACUGUGACAAUCUCUGGUGGGAUGCCUUCACUACAGAGUUUUUUGAGGAUGACGCCAUGCUCACAGUCACUUUCUGUCUGGAAGACGGCCCCAAACGAUACACGAUCGGCAGGACGUUGAUUCCUCGAUACUUCAGAAGUAUUUUUGAGGGAGGUGCAACAGAGCUGUUCUAUGUUUUGAAGCAUCCAAAGGAGUCUUUUCACAGUAACUUUGUGUCUCUUGACUGUGACCAAUGCACCAUGGUGACUCAAAAUGGCAAACCCAUGUUUACACAGGUGUGUGUUGAGGGUCGCCUGUAUCUAGAAUUUAUGUUUGAUGACAUGAUGAGAAUCAAGACAUGGCACUUCAGCAUCAGGCAACACAGAGAAGUUUUGCCAAGGAGCAUUUUGGCUAUGCAUGAUCCUCAGAUGCUCGAUCAGCUAGCUAAAAACAUCACCAGGUGUGGGCUGUCCAACUCGACGCUCAACUACCUCCGUUUAUGUGUGAUAUUGGAGCCGAUGCAGGAGUUGAUGUCCAGACACAAGACUUACAGUUUGAGUCCAAGAGACUGUCUGAAAACCUGUCUUUUCCAGAAAUGGCAAAGGAUGGUAGCGCCUCCAGCUGAGCCAGCAAGACAAGCUCCAAACAAGCGGCGGAAAAGGAAAGUGUCCGGCGGAAGCAACGUGAGCUCCGGCGGAGGGGGCAAUAACAACAGCAACAGCAAAAAGAAGAGUCCGGCCAACAGUUUCUCACUCUCCAGCCAGGUACCUGACCUGGUUGGAACAAAAACCUGUACAGUGCCGGAGCUUGAGGACCGGAGUUGAGAACCACUACGCAAAAUCUCUUAACACACACUCACACAUUCACCCACACACGCCCACAUCCACGCACACACACACACACCCACACAGACAGACAGACCGACCAGUCCACGCAACAACAAACACUUUCGCCUACAUCUGUGACCCCAAACAGUGAGGUACUGGAGAGAGGUGGUACGCAGCAUGUCUGGACCAGAGCACCAGACUCCACAAAGUUGUUUUUAUUUUCUAUAUUUUAGAUCUGUUUUUUUAUGUAAAGUAUUUGAAAAAAACGGCAAGCAAACAGUAACACCCCAGGAUUUUCUUUGCACUGUUUUCCACUAUUAACGGCAGUCUAUUUUUCUUAUGAAAUUGACGUGUAUUUUUUUUUUUUCUAUUACUGCUUAUGUAAGAAAUGUAAGACAUUUGAGACUUUCAGUAUAUUAAUGUAUAAUUAUUGCUGUUAGAUCAUUUUUAAUGUGGUGAUGAUAACUCUGUAAGCUUUUGUCAUCCAUCAUCUGGCAGAGGUGUGGACCUGAGUCAAACAUUGAAUUACUUUAGACACGACUUAAGGAAAUCGCAAGAGUAGAAUCUCAAUUUGGACUUUACCGCCAUUGACUUGUGACUUCAUUUGGAUUUAAGCUUUUUUAACUUGAAAAUGGUUGAAAUUUUGUUUUAUACAAAAAGUAUGUUUUUCAACAUAUUUCUUUUGCCAUUUCUUGAAUCAAAUAAUGUUAAUAUUUACUGUGAAAACACCUAGAGGACAUUUUUUGGGGGGAAGGUUAGUAAGUUCAUGUUCAACUGCUUGUUGUGACAAGAAAACACAGCUGUUAAAUUAUACUAACACACUUUAGAAAUUAGGAUUACUUUUUUAAGUUAAAUAUUUGAGCAGAUUCCUGGCUUAAAGAAAGUUCUAAGUUUAAGAUUUUAGAUCUGACCUGAAACUUGAACAUCUUGGCUUUAGACUUGACUUGGGACUGGCAGAAUAAUGACUUUCUCCCACCUCUGCUAUCUGACCUCAGUAAUAAACAGUUUAUUGUUUGUACUACUGCUCUACAGCUAAUCUGAUGCGAAUCCAAAGCGGAACUGCGGUUACUUGUUUCCCCACUAAAUCUCCAUCUAAUGUCCCAUCCUUGCAAAACUGUCUAUUUUGUCCUUAAAUCUCUUAUUCUUCGGGAGGGUAAGGGAGCGGGGUUCUUCAGAAAAAUAUAGUAACAGAAAACUCGAAUUUGCUACUCAGAAUAUUUUAAAAAUCAAGUUUUAACUGGAUUGUAAAAUAGGAAAACUUUUGUAUUAAGCUUCCCAGCAAUGUUUUUAAAUUACAACAAAGAAAGCUGCAGACCAAGGAGCUCCAUGUAAAGACUCUUACACACUGCGCUGUUUUUAUUUUGAAUAUUUUUGUUGGCUUUCCUCCUCAUGUUUGUGUCUGUGCUUGUAUAUUUUUAGGUAGUACUUUCUGUAAAAGUUCUAUGUAUUCCUUUGAACUAUGAGAAACUCAAUCUAAUGUAAAGAGAUGGAAAAAAAAGCCCUGUAAGUUGUUUUAAAAAACAUGAUUUUUAAUGGUACAAUCACUGAUGAAAUAACUUUACCUUCAUUUUAGCAAACUAUUUAUUUUUCUAUGUACUGAUGUUCUGUUCAGGUUUAACCCAUCUGUACAAUACUCGUGAUUAUAUCUGGAGGAGUUUGUGCUGCUGCUGAGUCAGAAUGCUUAUCACAGUGAUGCAGUGUUUGACAUAAAUCCAGUGAGUCAGGCAGUUGGUUUCUCUGUAAAAACACGUCAUAGCCGUGCCAUAAGUUUCUGCUCUCUGAAAGUCACAUCCUUAUAAAUAAAUACAGGUAUUUCGGUUUUUCUGUGCCAUAGUGGGGCAGCUUUCAAUAAGACUCAAGUUUAUUGAAAACGUUUUACACAUUUUUAUUAUUAUUAAAUCCUGUAACUACAUCAAUAAUUUGGGGUAAAUUCACCUAUGUAGUUGGUAAAUCGAUGCAGUUCAAGUUGCGGUCAGUGUGCAGGUACACACAUAGUGAAACGGUGAAACUCCGAUUCGUCCACCAGGGGUCCCCCUAAGCACCAGACUGAGCAGCUGGACAAGAGUUUCCUCCACCAUCGUGUACAAAAUCCACAACAAGCUGUCGUGUUUUAAACCCUUUUUCCAACUGUCUCCCAGUGCCUCCUAGGCUACUUUUUAUUUGUGGUGUAUCAGUUCAGAAGGCGGACAUGAAAAUCAAACGCAGGGUCGACUUACCAGCACCCUGUGCUCUUUACAGGUUGACAUAAUAUGGAAAAUAUAAGUGUGUGAGGCAGAGAAAUGGCAAUGCACCUGUAGCUGGCUCUUGUAGCACCUCAUCACAGGGGUGGUUUUAUAUAUUUCUUUGCCAGGUUUCUGUCAGUAAUAAUUAUUGUAUGUUAUCAAUAAAGAUGAAUUUUCACUGAA